This is a messenger RNA of Manihot esculenta (cassava), 1016 nucleotides long. Its product is annotated as Werner Syndrome-like exonuclease. The transcript has a single exon. Gene Ontology annotation, molecular function: 3'-5' exonuclease activity; nucleic acid binding. The record is from RefSeq and is a predicted model, not a curated record. NCBI's taxonomy places the organism in Eukaryota, Viridiplantae, Streptophyta, Magnoliopsida, Malpighiales, Euphorbiaceae. Bases 157 to 828 code for a protein of 223 amino acids. Gene Ontology annotation, cellular component: nucleus; cytoplasm. Gene Ontology annotation, biological process: nucleobase-containing compound metabolic process.
CAUAGCCCUCUCACACCCUUAAUAGUUUAGUCCCCAAUACUCCUUUCCUCAAAACAAAAAAAAUUCUACAAAAGCAAAAAAUUGCCUGUUCACUUCUCAGCUUCCUUUUCAUCCUUGGGGAAAACUCGGUUGGCCUGUUUCACAAUUUAGAGCACAAUGACAGUGAGCAUCAUAGACUACCAACUCACCAACGACACACACAAUCUCUACGAUAUCACCUUCUUCACGGACCAGAUCCACACUCUAGUCACCAACACUCCCUCCCUCGUCGACCAAUGGAUUACCGAAACUCAACAACUACUUCACCAAAACCCUACCAUCGUUGGCCUAGAUGUCGAGUGGCGUCCCAAUUUCAACCGCCAUAUCGAGAACCCAAUCGCCACUCUACAGCUCUGCAUUGAUCACAAAUGCCUCAUUUUUCAGCUCAUAUAUUCCCCAACUAUCCCACAAUCUCUUGUGGAAUUUCUUCUCAGUGAGAAUUUCUUGUUUGUGGGCGUUGGAAUUGGUAGUGACGUUGAAAAGCUGGUGGAGGAUUAUGGGUUGAGUGUGAGAAACACAGUGGAUUUGAGGAACUUGGCUGCGGAGAAGCUAGGAAUGCGGGAGCUGAAGAAUGCUGGGUUGAAGAAUUUGGUCAAGGAAGUGUUGGGGAAGGAAAUUAAUAAGCCCAAGAGAGUCACAAUGAGUAGAUGGGACAAUCCAUGGCUUACUCCUGAUCAGGUUCAGUAUGCUUGUCUUGAUGCCUUUGUGUCUUCUGAAAUCUGCAGGAGAUUGAAUUCUUCUUCUGCUGCUGCUGCUACUGCUACUGCUACUGCCGGAGCUUCUACUUGAGGGGGUUUUUGAAAGUGGGUUUUGGUUAGGACUAAUUGCUUAAAAUUUCCAUGCUGGUUUCUCUGGAAAGCUUGUGAACUUUGGAUACUUCUCAAAUUUUCUGUUUGGCUUGUGUUUUGUUUGCUGUUGUGGAGAUGAUCAUUGCAGUCAAAUAAAUAAAAAAAUAUGUUGAAAUGGAUCAAAAGGCC